UCCCAGAGGAGGCGGUGGGCGGGGCCUUCGCCGGGUAACGGCAGUCGGUGGUUCGCUGGUUGCGUGCCGGGGGCUGUGUGUGUGGUACCGGGUCCCGGGGAUUCCCGGUGAGGAGGGCCAGCAGUGACCAUGGCCGGACAGCAGUUCCAGUACGACGAUAGCGGCAACACGUUUUUCUACUUCCUGACCUCCUUCGUGGGUCUGAUCGUCAUCCCGGCCACAUAUUACCUAUGGCCCCGAGACCAGAACUCGGAGCAAGUUCGGUUGAAAAACAUACGGCAUAUUUAUAGAAGUUGUUUGUGGUACCAGCUUAAGUCAAUCAAGCCACAGCAAAGUAUUGUCCCUAAAAUAAAGAAAAUUGUUCUGCUAAUCGGAUGGGCAUUAUUUCUUUUUCUUGCCUACAAAGUUUCUAAAACUGACAGAGAAUAUCAAGAAUACAACCCUUAUGAAGUUUUAAGCUUGGAUCCUGCCGCAACUGUUUCGGAAAUUAAAAAACAAUACCGUCUGCUGUCUUUGAAAUUUCACCCAGACAAAGGAGGAGAUGAAGUGAUGUUUAUGAGGAUAGCAAAGGCUUAUGCAGCCUUGACAGAUGAACAGUCCAGAAAGAACUGGCAAGAGUAUGGCAAUCCUGAUGGUCCACAAGCUACCAGCUUCGGUAUUGCUUUACCAGCUUGGAUUGUGGACCAGAAGAAUUCUAUGCUGGUUUUGCUCGUGUAUGGAUUGGCUUUCAUGGUUAUAUUGCCAGUUGUUGUGGGUUCCUGGUGGUACAAAUCAAUUCGCUACAGUGGGGAUCAGAUCCUUAUACGAACAACUCAGAUUUACACCUAUUUUGUGUAUAAAACUCGAAACAUGGAUUUGAAACGUCUUAUUAUGGUGUUGGCAGGAGCAUCUGAAUUUGAUCCUCAGUAUAAUAAGGAUGCUACCAGCAGACCUGCAGAUAAUAUACAAAUACCACAGCUAAUAAGAGAGAUUGGGGGCAUCAACCUUAAAAAGAAUGAACCUCCUCUCACCUGCCCCUACAGCCUGAAGGCUAGAGUCCUCAUGCUAGCUCACCUUUCCAGGAUGCAAAUCCCUGAGGCAUUGAAGGAAGACCAGCAGUUUAUCUUGAAAAAAUGUCCUGCAUUGCUUCAGGAAAUGGUUAAUGUGAUCUGUCAACUGAUCAUCAUGGCACGUAGUCGUGAAGAAAGGGAACUCAGGCCUCCAUCAUUGUCCUCACUGGAGAACUGCAUGAAGCUCUGUCAGAUGACUGUACAAGGCCUACAGCAAUUUAAGUCUCCAUUUCUGCAGCUUCCAUAUAUUGAAGAGGACCAUUUGAGGAGAGUGUUCAACCACAAGAAGUUUAAAAUUAAGACCAUUCGAGACCUUGUCAGCAUGAAGGAGUCUGAUCGCCGCAUUCUCUUUACUUUCCUGGAAGAUAGUAAUUAUGAAGAGCUUAUUGCUGUGCUCGGUAGCUUUCCACACAUCACAAUGGAGAUAAAGCCACAAGUGCUGGAUGAUGAAGACAGUAAUAAUAUCACGGUGGGUUCUCUUGUCACUGUUCUAGUCACUCUAAGAAGGCAAACAAUGUCUGAUGUAUUUGAGAAGGAGCAGUCCACGUGUUCUGCAGAGGAUCAGCCUGUGGAAGAAGGCCAAGGAGAUUCUACUAAAACUAAAGGCAAGGGCUGGCAGCAAAAAAAUAAAACUGCCAAAAAGUCUUCCAAGUCCAAGAAAAAGAAGCUGAUCAAAAAGAAGCCAGCUCCGCAACCCUUACCACAGCAGAAACAAGGCAAGCCCAAGCAAGCAAAUGGCGUUCUUGGGAAUGAGGUUACAUCAAAGGAGGAUGAGGAAGAACUGUCCGAUAAAGGCAGUGAUUCUGAAGAUGAAGAUACAAAUCGGGAUUCACAGAGUGAUGGAAGUGAUAAAGAUUCUGAUAGAGAGCAAGAUGAGAAGCAUGGAAAGGAUGAUGAAGCAGAGUGGCAAGAAUUACAGCAAAGCAUACAGCGUAAAGAUCGAGCGCUACUGGAAACAAAAUCAAAGGUCACGCAUCCUGCUUACAGUCUAUAUUUUCCUGAGGAAAAGCAAGAAUGGUGGUGGAUUUACAUUGCAGAUCGAAAAGAUCAAACGUUAAUAUCUAUGCCGUAUCAUGUUUGCACACUAAAGGAUCGAGAAGAGGUGGAGCUUAAAUUUCCUGCUCCCAAUAAACCAGGAAAUUAUCAGUAUACUGUGUUCUUGAGAUCAGAUUCAUAUAUGGGCCUGGAUCAGAUUAAACCGUUAAAGCUGGAAGUUCACGAAGCCAAGCCAAUACCAGAGAAUCAUCCUCAGUGGGAUACCACCAUAGAAGGUGAUGAUGACCAGGGAGACAGUGAAGGGUUUGAAGAAAGUUAUGAAGAGGAGGAAGAAGACGAUGAAGAGGAUUAAAUGGAAAUACUAAAACGGACUUGCUAGAGCUGCACACUGUCGUCGUUCUGAUAUUGGAGUCACCCCAUUCACCAGAGCCACAGUGUAGACGUUUUCGGGAAGUUGAUUUUUAGUUACUCUUUACCAGUUCUGAGUGCUUUAUGUGAUUUUAUGCUUGUUGGAGGCCAAACAAAACCUUACCAUUGGUACAACCAUGAGAAUACCUAGCGACUUACCGAAGUCAUCCAACAUAGAGAGCUACAUAUAAUCCAUUUAAAGGAGAAAACAAAUAAAGAUUUUUAUUAAAUUAAGAUGUCUAUAUUCAGAAACUGGUCAUCUUUGUGUAAAAGAUUUUUUUUGGUGUAAAAUAAGAAUAAUUUAUCACCUGAAGUCUCCUGCUUUCUUUUAGAUCUCUAUUAAAUGUAAAUGCUGUUUCA
Molecule: messenger RNA, 2813 nt
Organism: Pelobates fuscus (common spadefoot toad)
Lineage: Eukaryota; Metazoa; Chordata; Amphibia; Anura; Pelobatidae
Gene: SEC63
Product: SEC63 homolog, protein translocation regulator
Exons: 21
Coding region: 130-2397 (755 amino acids)
Biological process (GO): SRP-dependent cotranslational protein targeting to membrane; post-translational protein targeting to endoplasmic reticulum membrane
Cellular component (GO): Sec62/Sec63 complex
Molecular function (GO): RNA binding; transmembrane protein transporter activity
Source: RefSeq, a predicted model, not a curated record